UACAUCGUCUUUCGCGUGAAGACCUGGAAGCCCUCAGACGCGCUUUCUCCAUUUACGAUCAGAAUGGAGAUGGCCAAAUCGACGCAGCUGAACUCAAAGGUGUUAUGUGGCGUUUGGGUUAUAAACCAUCAGAUGCUGAGGUGCGAGAGAUGAUUCGAAAAGUCGAUUUCGACAGUAAGAUCCAUUCAAUUAUACGGCAUUUGAAUUUAGAAUCCGGAACAAUAAGCUUCCCAGAGUUCAUCGCAAUGAUGGUUCAAAAGCAGCGCCACGCCGAAACAGAUGCGCACUUGAGAAUCGCAUUCCAGUUCUUCGACAGGAAUGGUGAUGGAUACAUUUCACCUGAAGAGCUGCGAUCGGUUUUGUAUAAAUAUCGUAAGAACCUGACGCAUCAAGAAACCGAGGCCAUUCUACGAUCAGUGGAUAUUGAUCGAGAUGGAAGACUGAAUUAUGAAGGUAUGUAA
Messenger RNA from Echinostoma caproni, 461 nucleotides. The record is from the annotation of a GenBank genome assembly. Lineage: Eukaryota; Metazoa; Platyhelminthes; Trematoda; Plagiorchiida; Echinostomatidae.